AUGAGAUUUCUUGUCAUAAUUCCUCGCGGGAUGGGGAGACGUCGCACCAUCGCGAUUAAGAUUCCUGUUAUCCAAUCUAUCUAUCUAUCUAUCUAUCUCUGUUCCUCUCUCUCUCUAUCUACCUAUCUAUGUCAGUCUGUUCCUUUCGCUAUCUGUCUGUCUAUCUAUCUAUCUAUCUAUCUAUAUAUAUAUAUCUUUCACCGUUUCUUCAAUUUUUUAUUAAUGUUUUUGUUUUUUUCUUUUCUUCUCUUAAUAAAUCUUCCUUUGUUUCUUUUUGAUUUUGUUGUUGACUCUCGUUCUAUUCAUUCUUCUUUCUUUCAACCAUUUCUUUACAUCUUCCUUCCUGUCUCUCUCUCUUCUUUUAUCCAAUUCUUUCUUCUUUUUUGUCCUCUUUCCUACAAUUUCCUUGUCUUUAAAUUUCUGCUCACCUCCUUCCUUUCAUCCUUCCUAACUUUCUUCCUUCCUUUCUUCCUUCUUUUCUUCAUUUAUUUAUUCGUUACUUUUCACUUUAUUUAUAAAUUAUAUAUUUUUUUCUUUUAA
Acanthosepion pharaonis is the source of this 540-nucleotide messenger RNA. Lineage: Eukaryota; Metazoa; Mollusca; Cephalopoda; Sepiida; Sepiidae. The record is from the annotation of a GenBank genome assembly.